AUGCUAUAUUGGCGCAAGCGUGUGACACCAGCCUCGAGUGAGAUUUGCAUGAUUUCAGUGGAAGCGACGGCGGGACUAUCCGUCUCAUUCGUGAACCUUUUCACCACCAAGCACUCCCAAGAGCUACCGAGCCUGAUGGUGCGGAGCUGA
Messenger RNA from Phytophthora nicotianae INRA-310, 150 nucleotides. RefSeq lists its product as hypothetical. The coding region runs from base 1 to 150 and encodes 49 amino acids. The record is from RefSeq and is a predicted model, not a curated record. The transcript has a single exon. NCBI's taxonomy places the organism in Eukaryota, Oomycota, Peronosporomycetes, Peronosporales, Peronosporaceae.